Plectropomus leopardus (leopard coralgrouper) is the source of this 727-nucleotide messenger RNA. The record is from RefSeq and is a predicted model, not a curated record. NCBI's taxonomy places the organism in Eukaryota, Metazoa, Chordata, Actinopteri, Perciformes, Serranidae.
CCUGGUACUCCUCAGCAGAAGCCCAAGCGUUUACGGGUGUUAGCCGACGUGUCGGGCAGCAUGUACCGCUUCAACGGCGUGGACGGCAGGCUGGAGCGCUCCAUGGAGGCCGUGUGCAUGGUCAUGGAGGCGCUGGAGAACUACGAGCACAAGUUCAAGUACGACAUCGUGGGUCACUCAGGCGACGGAUUCGACAUCGAGCUGGUCAGAGCGGACAAAAUCCCGAAGAACAACAAACAGAGACUCAAAGUCCUCAAGAUGAUGCACGCACACGCUCAGUUCUGCAUGAGCGGCGACUACACUCUGGAGGGCACAGACGCCAGCAUUAAGGAGCUGUCACGAGAGGAGGCCGACGAGCACUUUGUGGUGGUGCUCAGCGACGCCAACCUGGAGCGAUACGGCAUCCGGCCCGAACGUUUCGCCCAAGUCCUGACCUCUGACCCGCAGGUCAACGCCUUCGCCAUCUUCAUCGGAUCCCUCGGCGAUCAGGCCGCGAGACUCCAGAAGACGCUUCCAGCGGGGAGAUCCUUCGUUGCCAUGGACACCAAGCAGAUCCCCCAAAUCCUGCAGCAGAUCUUCACAUCCACGAUGCUGUCCAGUGCCUGAGACUAAAAGCAACAAACACACACUCACCUCUUACCUCAUUUAACCCCUAAAACUCUGCUGGGACAGUCGCUGGCUCCAGUGUUUCAGCCACAUGUUGCUUAAAUCUGCUGAACUCAUUUUA